AUGGCUGACUUGGCUUCUUUGCAAAGCGAGUUAAAGGCUGCGAAGGAGAAAUGGGAAGAGUUGAAGUUGGGAAAGGCAAAGAAAGAGGCUGCGACGUUUCCAUUCCCGGUCUGGGCCAUGUUGGCGUUGCAGCAGCCUCCGGCGGCCAAAGCCUUUGAUGUCUAUGAGAUUCCAGUCAAGCUGGUCAUCAACGCUGUAGAGCCUGUUGAGCUCAAGGUUGAGGUGCCCAGCUCUGAACUGCCGCCGCAGCUCCAAACCAAGAUUGCUGACGAGGUCCUCAGUACCUGGAAGAAACACCUCAAAAAGAAAGCUGCGCCUUGGGGCGUUGCCCCUACCUUUGAAUGGGUAGCGACCAACUUUGCCAAGCUACUGAUGCUGGAUGCAGAGUGCGUGCACCCAUAUGAAGGUUGCGAUGAGAAUGAUUGCAGCAUGCGGAGAUAUGCCAUUGGACCUCCCGCAGCGGCGCCGGAAGAGGAGGAGGAAGAGAGUGAGGAGGACAGCGAGGAUGAUGAGGAUGCUGAAACUGAAGCGGGGCAACCUGGUGAUUUGAUGGAGACUCUCGGGCUGCCAGCCGCUGCCAGUCACUGGACCGUCUAUGUGGAGUGGUUCGUGGCUCUGGUGGUCGCGGCAGCUGUGGCCAGUGCCUGGCGGGGUGCCUGGCUGCUGCUGCUGUUGAUGACCACCAUUUUUGAUGCUGCCGCCGCGGGCGACAUCGGUUCGAUGAACACCUUCAUGGACCACGAUGACUUCGACAUCGAUGCCAAGGAUGCACUGGGCAACACCGCCCUGCACUGCGCGGCGAAGAAUGGCGAGGCGGCCGCUGGGGGUCUGUUGGUGGAAUGCAGUGCGGAUGUGAACCUCGUGGAUGCCCAUGGGAACACGCCACUGAUGUUGGCUGCCAUCCAUGAUAAGAGACUAGUGGCCUCGAUGCUGCUGUGGGGCGGGGCGGAACGCGACAUGCAGAACAAACGUGGCAACACGGCACUGCACGAAGCAGCCAUCAGUGGAGCCAAGGACGUGGUGUUUCUGAUCGUGGAGAAUGGAGGUGAGAGAUCUGUGAGGAUCAAAAAUGAGGAUGGUAAGAGUCCGUUAGACCUGGCCAAGGAGAAGGGUGCCAAUGCCGAGCUUCUAGAAAUGCUCGAAGGAGCCGAGAAGGAAAUGCAGGUCUAUUCGGCCAAAGUGGAGAAAGACAGCGGCUCAAAGGACAUGAUACCUAGCGCCAGUGCAGCGUUGGGGCUCGGCUGGGGCGUGGUCUUGUUUGGCAUCCUGGGAUUUGCCCAGCCUUGCCUGGCCUCAGCAGUGGGUCGCGCGCGGCACAAGCAGAUCUUCUGGUUGGUGGAUGCCAUCUACAGUUACCUUGGCUUUUGGUGUUGUGUCCUAGUUUGGCGCGGCGUCUGGCAGCUGUGGGAUGGAGCUUUGGGGGUUGCUCCAGUGUCCAAUGAAGAUCUCGCUCCCGGUUUUGUCCGUGGAGCCUGGUUGAGCCACUGUGUGGGUGUAGCGCUGCUCCUGGCCGCUGGCGCCAUGCGAAGCUUGAACGCUCCUCCUACCUUGAUCCUGGCGGACAAUCUUCCUCCAAUGUUCGGUGCCCGAAGCACCUCGGGUCUCAGUGCCUUCCGACCUUUGCUCCGUCUCCAAGAGAGGCCACCCUUGCUGCCCUGCCGGCAGUGGCACGAGGCGGUGGGGCUGCCGUACCAUGCGCAGGAUGCCUCCCCCCAGGCAUGCGAAGUCACGCCGGAAGCCAACAACUGCGCAUCCUUGGGGUCUCCAAAUUUCGGGGGAGCAUCCCCGUCCAUCUCCAACUUGGCCAACUGA
Molecule: messenger RNA, 1812 nt
Organism: Cladocopium goreaui
Lineage: Eukaryota; Dinophyceae; Suessiales; Symbiodiniaceae
Source: the annotation of a GenBank genome assembly